GUCCGGUCGAACUGGAGGGACACUGGGGCCGAAAGCUGUACGGGGCCAGCGUGGCGCCACCGCCACCACCGCCCCAUCACCACCCCCGAGCGCCACUGGUCUUCGCGCCCCAGGACAUGAGGCAGAUCCUCAAGGAGGAACCCGUGCCACGAGCCUGGCCUCAAGCUUCCAUCACUGAUAACGGAUCAGCCGUGAUCGGAAGGGCGCACUUCGAGAAGCAGCCGCCGAGUAAUCUACGAAAGAGUAACUUCUUCCACUUUGUUAUCGCCCUCUACGACCGAACGGGUCAGCCGAUAGAGAUCGAGAGAACGGCCUUCAUUGGAUUCGUCGAGAAGGAUCAGGAAUCCGAGGGCCAGAAGACGAACAACGGGAUCCAGUACCGCCUCCAGCUGCUGUACUCCAACGGCGUCAGACAGGAGCAGGACAUCUUCGUCAGGCUGAUCGACUCGGUGACCAAGCAGGCGAUCAUGUACGAGGGCCAGGACAAGAACCCCGAAAUGUGCCGAGUGCUGCUCACCCACGAAGUCAUGUGCAGCCGAUGCUGCGACAAGAAGAGCUGCGGCAACAGGAACGAGACUCCCAGCGACCCCGUCAUCAUCGACCGCUUCUUCCUCAAAUUCUUCCUCAAGUGCAAUCAGAACUGCCUGAAGAACGCGGGCAAUCCCAGGGACAUGAGACGCUUCCAGGUCAUCAUUUCCACUCAAGUCGGAGUCGACGGUCCACUGCUGGCCGUCUCGGACAACAUGUUCGUCCACAACAACAGCAAACACGGCCGCAGGGCGAAACGACUAGAUCCCAGCGAUCCUGGCGAGUACAACAGUCUCUAUCCGCCGCUGCAGAUGGCGACGCCCUGCAUAAAGACGAUGGCGCCAAGCGAGGGUUGGACAUCGGGAGGACAGUCGGUCAUUAUUCUCGGAGAUAACUUCUUCGACGGGCUGCAGGUCGUUUUCGGAACUAUGCUCGUUUGGAGCGAGCUGUUAACGCCACACGCAAUCAGGGUACAGUCACCGCCACGGCAGAUCCCGGGCGUAGUCGAGGUCAUACUGUCCUACAAGGGCAAGCAGUUUUGCAAAGGCGCCCCCGGUAGAUUCAUCUAUGUCUCGCUGAGCGAACCGACAAUCGCCUACGGCUUCGAGAGGCUACAGAAGCUGGUGCCCCGGCAUCCGGGUGACCCUGACAAGCUGCCGAAAGAGAUAAUAUUGAAGAGAGCUGCCGACCUGGCGGAGGCGGUUUACAGCAUGCCGAGAUCGUCGAACGCCUCGGGCAUCACGUCCUCGGCGCCGAGGAGUCCGGGAUCGAGUCACGCGGCACAGCCUCCGACAUCGAGUUCCGCCACGGCUUUCAACUCGUACACGGGCCAGCUGGCGGUCACUGUGCAGGAAAACGGCACGUCGUCGAAGUGGACGGACGACGGCGGUACAUCGGUAACCACGGGAGCCGGUAGUGGGGGUGGUAACAACGGCAACAACAACAACAAUGCCAACAACAAUAGCGGCGGCAACGGACCUGGAAGCAACGGGGGCAGUGCAAACGCCAACCCCGACGCUUACCGACAGAGUAGCAGUGCCAGUCCUCGAGGUGUCGUUUCCAGCGGUGGGGGCUACUGUGGAAGUUCCGCCAGUACGCCCCAUAGUCAUAGCACCAGUGGAAGCUACUCCGUCGCCAAUCCUUACACCGGCAGUCCGACGCUUUACACCUCUCCGCACGAACAGUACGGAAUUUUCUAUUCGUCCGGGGACAGCAGUGCUUUCGCCCCCGUAGUCCGACCACCGACCACCUCAGUCCCACCGCACUGGUCCACACAGCACCACCUCGCUACGGCAGCCCAGUAAACUAGCGAACAAAAUCACAAAUAAAAAAAAAAAACAACAACAACAAAAAAAACAGUAAAAUACCAUCACCGACACCGACAACCAAACAAUUUCUCGCACAUUGACAAAA
Nasonia vitripennis (jewel wasp) is the source of this 1941-nucleotide messenger RNA. It is a transcript of the gene kn, whose product is annotated as transcription factor collier. NCBI's taxonomy places the organism in Eukaryota, Metazoa, Arthropoda, Insecta, Hymenoptera, Pteromalidae. Gene Ontology annotation, biological process: regulation of transcription by RNA polymerase II. The coding region runs from base 117 to 1832 and encodes 571 amino acids. The transcript has 13 exons. Gene Ontology annotation, molecular function: RNA polymerase II cis-regulatory region sequence-specific DNA binding; DNA-binding transcription factor activity, RNA polymerase II-specific. The record is from RefSeq and is a predicted model, not a curated record.